UUGCAUCUAACUCCCAUUUCCUAACCACAGCGAGAUUCAUCUGCCCACUCCCUCGCUCAGUGGUUCUCAUCUGUUUUUUCGUGGAUCUGUAGUCUCGAAGUCCCCUACAACUGCUCCGUGUCCCCGUCGUAGGGAUUUUCCUCUUGCGGCUUUUUCUGCCGCUGUGGAUCUAGAGGGCCGUCAGAUUCCAGAUCUCAAGAUGUAUCGCCUCAGCAGUGUAGGGCGGAUAGCCGCCCUGGCGUGUGUGCUGCUGUCGGCCUCCCUGCUAGCAGUUCCGUCACAUGCCUUCUACUUACCUGGAAUGUACCCGAAGGCUCAUGCUCCGAAUUCCGUGAUUAACGUCAAGGUGAACUCGCUCACAUCGAACGAGACGGGUCUCCCCUUCAACUUCUACAGCCUGCCGUUCUGCAGGCCCGAGGAGGGCAUUCAGAAGCUGGACGAGAAUUUCGGCGAGGUCCUGGUGGGAGACAUGAUCGAGAAUUCGCCGUACAAGUUCAACAUGCUCGUCACGCAGCGCGCCGUCAAGGUGUGCGAUUCCGGCCCGCUGAACGAAUCUGACGUGGAGCACUUUAAGAUGCGCAUCGACGACCACUACCAUAUUAAUCUGCUGCUGGACAAUCUCCCGGUGACGCUGUACGCGCUGGAGGAGAACCCCGGCGACAUCCUCACCGGCUUCCCCAUCGGCUACGUCAGCAACGGCCAGUACUACAUCUACAAUCACAUCCUUUUUAAGGUUCUCGUGCAUGAGUAUAAGGAGACUCCCGCCGGCCUCGCCGGCAUGUCCAUCGGCGAUUCCACGCUGGAUGUGCUCCCAGAGGAGGGGUACCCCGAGGGCAAGAACAACUCCGGCUAUCUGGUUGUCGGAUUCGAGUCAGCUGCGUGCAGCAUCCGCCGCGUCCCGGAUUCGUCGAAACCGCGCUACACCGCUCUGGAUCCCGUGGACUGCUUCAAGACCGAUCCACAGCCCAUCGCACCGGGCGAGACGAUCGUGUUCACCUUCGACGUGCUGUGGGAGAAGAGCCCUAUCCAGUGGGCCAGCCGGUGGGACGCGUACCUGAAGAUGCGCAGCGACCAGGUGCACUGGUUCUCCAUCCUCAACUCGCUCAUGGUCAUCUCCUUCCUCGCCGGCAUGGUGUUCGUGAUUCUCCUACGCUCCGUGCAUCGCGAUCUGGCGAAGAUCGAGCAGCUGGACAAGGAGGAGGCGCAGCAGCUGGCGGACGAGAGUGGGUGGAAGCUCGUGGUGGGCGACGUGUUCCGCACGCCCAACUACCCGGGCAUCCUCUGCGUCGUCGUCGCCAACGGCACGCAGCUCAUCGCCAUGGCGACGGUUACCAUCUUCUUCGCCGCGCUCGGGUUCAUGUCGCCGGCGUCGCGCGGAGCGCUGCUGAUGGGCAUGGUGUUCCUGUACCUGAUGCUCGGCGCCGCCGCUGGCUACGUGGGGGCGCGCCUGUGGGUGACUCUUACCGGCCUGACGGAGGGAGCCGUGGUGCUGGCGUUCAAGGUGGCGUGCUUCUUCCCGGGUAUCUGCGCCAUUGUGCUCACCCUGGUGAACUUCCUGCUGUGGGGCACGGGCAGCACCGGUGCCGUGCCGCUGGCGCUCUACUUCUACCUCUUCUUCAUCUGGUUCGUCAUCUCCGUGCCGCUCACCAUCGCCGGCACGCGCGCGGGCUUCAGGGCGGAGCGCCUGCAGUACCCCGUGCGCACGAACCAGAUCCCGCGCCAGAUCCCGGAGCAGAGCUACUCCCCGUGGCUGCUGAUCAUCGGCGGCGGCAUCCUGCCGUUCGGAACGCUGUACAUCGAGCUGUUCUUCAUCAUGUCGUCCAUGUGGAUGCAACGCAUCUACUACGGCUUCGGGUUCCUCUUCAUCGUGCUCAUCCUGCUCAUUGUCGUCUGCGCGGAAGUGGCCGUGGUGUUCACCUACCUGCAGCUGACCAUGGAGGACUACCGCUGGUGGUGGCGCAGCUUCUUCGCGUCGGGCGCUGUGGCGUUCUACGUGUUCCUGUACUCGAUCAACUACCUGAUUGUGGACCUGCACCGCAUGCACGGCACGCUGUCGGCGAUCAUCUUCAUGUGCUACUCUCUGCUUAUGACGCUCGCGAUCUUCCUGGCGACGGGCGCCGUGGGGUUCUUCUCGUCCGCGUUCUUCGUGUACUACCUCUUCUCGUCCGUCAAGCUCGACUAGACGCACACAUGCGCGCUCCCAGGGCCACUGGUCAGUCCACACUAGAGGCGGGCGUGGGACUCGUCACAGCGCUUGGCAGUCUCCGCUGGUUAGGUUCAGGGCAUUAGACUGCUGUGUGGCUCAUGCGUGAGCUGUGGGGAUGCGUGGAAGUGGUGGAUGAACAGAAUGUAACGCCUAGGCGCUCGUACCUGGUUCUUGAUUGGGAGUGGUUGGCCUUUCUGUGGUGGCGUACCUUGUGGUGGAUUGAUGGUGUGUCCUUAGUUGCUGUGCAUGGACAAGAUCUCUGGAUUAUUGUAGUUAGACCUACUUUGAUUGGUUCGUUGGUGUGAUUGUUGUUAGCAGGCGCCUCUCCAACAGGGCAUCAGCGGCCCACACUCUUUUACCAUAGUUGUUACCUCUCUUUACCCUAAACCUCU
Molecule: messenger RNA, 2598 nt
Organism: Closterium sp. NIES-67
Lineage: Eukaryota; Viridiplantae; Streptophyta; Zygnematophyceae; Desmidiales; Closteriaceae
Source: the annotation of a GenBank genome assembly